Lotus japonicus is the source of this 2128-nucleotide messenger RNA. RefSeq names its product serine/threonine-protein kinase STN8, chloroplastic-like. The transcript is spliced from 5 exons. Lineage: Eukaryota; Viridiplantae; Streptophyta; Magnoliopsida; Fabales; Fabaceae. The record is from RefSeq and is a predicted model, not a curated record. The coding region runs from base 103 to 1596 and encodes 497 amino acids. Gene Ontology annotation, molecular function: ATP binding; protein kinase activity. Gene Ontology annotation, biological process: protein phosphorylation.
UAGAUGGCCAAGAGCUACCUUUGCUGAAGUUAUUUUAUUUAGUUUUAAGAGAAAGAACCAACCAAUAUUGCUGACAAAGAACAGCAUUGUCUUUUCUGGACCAUGGCUUCCAUGCUCCCAACAACUGCAACUACACUUCAACACAAUCACACAAUCUGCUUCUCUCCUCUGAAACCCACCUCCCCAUGUAACAUUUCUUUCUUAACAAAUAACAGAAACUCAGCAAAGUGCAGUGCAAUUUUUGAUAGCAUCCCCAAAGACUUGAUGGGGAGCACUUUUUAUUUGGACCAGUUUCCUGUAUUCAAAUCUGUCUUGUUGAAGUUUCAGAGUGUAAAUGAAGACUUAUCAGACAUGCAGAGGUGGGGGUUUGUGAUUUUGGCUGGGAUGGCAUGGGCUUACUUAACUGCAAGGCCAGGUGUUCUUGUUGGAGCCAUUGAUGCAUACUUUUUGGCUCCAAUGCAAUUGGUUUUGGACAGUUUAUCAGGAAGGAGAAAUCUGAAGAGGACUGAUUUCCUGAUUGGAGAUAAGCUGGGAGAAGGGUCAUUUGGUGUUGUUUAUUCAGGUGUUUUGGUGCCAAAGAAUGUAGAUGUAAAAGAGAGGGUGCAAAAGAGUGGAAGAGGCACAAAGUUGGAUUUCAAAUAUAAGGAUAAAGUCAUUCUUAAAAAGGUAAAGGUUGGAAUUGAAGGGGCUGAAGAAUUUGGUGAUUUUGAGGAGUGGUUCAAUUACAGACUCUCUAGAGCAGCUCCUGAAACAUGUGCUAAGUUCAUUGGAAGUUUUGUAGCCGAUAAAAGCAGUUCACAGUUCACAAAAGGUGGAAAAUGGCUUGUUUGGAAGUUUGAGGGAAACCUUUCUCUUGCUGAUUACAUGGCUGAUCGCAACUUCCCUUCAAACUUAGAGUCUGUCAUGUUUCAACGCGCCUUGCAAGGUGUAGACUCUUCAAAACGAAAUGCAUUGAUCAUCAAGCAAAUAAUGCGCCAGAUCAUUACAUCUCUGAAGAAAAUUCACAACACCGGCAUUGUUCACCGGGAUGUAAAGCCUGCUAACUUGGUGGUUACCAAACGGGGGCAGAUAAAACUCAUUGAUUUUGGUGCAGCAACUGACUUAAGGAUUGGAAAGAAUUACGCUCCUGAUUUUACGCCUUUGGAUCGCGACUACUGCCCCCCUGAAUUAUAUGUGCUACCAGAAGAAACACCAAGUCUUCCAUCAGAGCCAAUUGCAGCUUUACUUUCACCAAUCUUGUGGCAGUUAAAUAGUCCCGACCUGUUUGAUAUGUAUUCUGCUGGGAUUGUACUCAUGCAAAUGGCAGUACCAGCCUUGAGGUCUCCAGCAACUUUGAAGAAUUUCAAUCUGGAAAUAAAAACAUUCGGAUAUGAUUUGAACAAAUGGAGGGACUCAACUCGCAUCAAGUCUGACUUCCAAAUUCUAGAUGCUGACUCUGGUAGAGGAUGGGACUUGGCGACAAAGCUUAUCUCCAAAAGAGGUUCUCAAGGAAGAGGACGUUUAUCCGCUGCUGCAGCUUUGAGGCAUCCUUAUUUCCUUCUCGGUGGUGAUCAGGCAGCUGCUGUGCUUUCAAAAUUAAGAUUAAGUACAAAGUGAACUUCCUAUACAUCUAUUUUCUUCAGGAGAAGCUCAUAUGAUAUGGAUACAAAGGCAGGAUUUUGAAGACCAACUGAUACAUAAAUUAACUGCAAUAAGUUUCAGGAUUUUGUUCCAAUUUUUCUGUGUUUAAGCCAGAGGAGUUUGGAAGAUAUGAAGGAAACUUUGCCAACCUAAAUGUGCAUCUUCCUUCUAUUCUAUCUGUUAAAGUCAGUGCGUGGCUUAUUCAAAAUUCAGGAGGGAGUGCCUUAUAAGGGUGGAAUCAACCUUCUCAUAAAAUUUUUCUUCAAGAGGUGAAUGUUCAGUGGACCUCACUUGUAAUGCCGAGGCUCAAAACACAAUAUAGAAGUAAAGGAAGCCAUAAUAUAUUGGCAUUCUGAUAUGUGACGUUGUGGUGUUUUACAUAUUCAAUGAAAUUACUUUUAAGAUGAGAUAUGUAUUCAAUUGCAUUUGGAGCUUCCAUUUGACUAGUGUAUUCGUACAAAAUGCUACUUUUAUUGAGUACACUACUGCCUUAUUUAUUUUAUCAACA